Cooperia oncophora is the source of this 750-nucleotide messenger RNA. Lineage: Eukaryota; Metazoa; Nematoda; Chromadorea; Rhabditida; Trichostrongylidae. The record is from the annotation of a GenBank genome assembly.
CUCGUGCAUGAUUCCUCAUACAAAAGACUACUCCACGAGAUUGAUAUUGUUGUUGUACCGAACACGAAUCCUGAUGGCUACGAGUUCAGUCGCGAAAGCAACAGGAUGUGGAGAAAAACUAGAUCAAAUUCUACCGUAAGUCGAUUCAGCCAGUUGUGCAGUGGCGUGGACGCCAAUAGGAAUUAUCCAUUUCACUUUGGCGAAGAAGGAGUGAGCCAUUGGCCUUGCCAGGAGACGUACUGCGGCCGAGUUGCACUCAGUGAACCAGAGGUGAUGGGAUUAGCGGCCGCGAUUUUGGAAAGGAAAAACGAGAUACGAGGUUAUGUCGCGUUACAUUCUUUCGGCCAGGAUAUCCUAUAUCCAUGGGGUCAUAAAGUGAACGAAUAUCCGCCUGAUGUAGAAGACCUCAAGUCGAUGGCCAAUGGGGUUGCAGAUGCCAUUUAUUCUGUUUAUGGCACACGGUAUCUAGUGUCGAAUAGCGCUGCUGGACUGUAUCCAGCGUCAGGAGCUGCCGACGACUGGGCGAAGAGUAUAGGUGUCAAGUACUCGUUCACCUUCGAAUUGUCACCAACUACAAUGGAACCAGGAUUCCUCUUACCCGAGGCAGACAUUCCUCGCGUUACACGAGAAGUUAUGGAAGGUAUUGUCUUUAUGGCUAGACGGAUACGAUCCGAAGAGGUUGGUCGUCUUCUUAACGACAUAAUCUCUUCGAGGCCUAUUCGAAGGCGGAGUCAACGUCUGAUUGGAUAG